Molecule: messenger RNA, 2223 nt
Organism: Rubroshorea leprosula
Lineage: Eukaryota; Viridiplantae; Streptophyta; Magnoliopsida; Malvales; Dipterocarpaceae
Source: the annotation of a GenBank genome assembly
GCACCAACUUCUUCCUUUGGUUUUUCCAUAUAUGUUUGGAUCAUUUCUUUAUACGGAGUGAUCAUUCUUAAUAAGCAGUUUUGAUUUGCUUUUACUAAUGGUCGUGAAUUACUAGGUUUCCUUGGUGGGUUUUUCAAAGUUUUGGUUUUUAUUGCUGUUUUGUCUGAUAGCCGGUUGUGUUUUUGGCUGAGAAGAUGAUCUGCACGAUCAAGCAAUCAACUUUAGGUAGUUGCGUUAAUGGGUUGGGGUCCGAUUCCAUACUUCAACUGAGAACGCCGUGCCUAAUUCGUCGAUCUUUCUUUACACCUCCUCUUGAGGCUCAGAGUGUCUCAAAGACCUUACUUGCUGUGUCGAAACCAUUGCACGUCUCCUCAAUUGAGGGGCUCGGCUCGAUCAGACCUCUAAAAUCGGUGAUCAAAUGUAAGGCUUAUGAGGCUGAUCGACCGCCACCGGUGGAGGCACCGGAUGCGAAAUCGGAAGGUACGAAGAGGGUGAAGAUUGGGAUUUACUUUGCGACCUGGUGGGCUUUGAACGUAGUGUUCAAUAUCUAUAACAAGAAGGUCUUGAAUGCGUAUCCGUAUCCUUGGUUGACUUCCACUCUUUCUCUUGCUUGUGGGUCUCUGAUGAUGCUGAUCUCGUGGGCCACGGGCAUUGCAGAGCCGCCGAAGACGGAUUUCGGGUUCUGGAAGACCUUGUUUCCGGUGAGUGAUUUUGAAUUUCGCUUGACUAGUGAGAAAGUGAGGGAAGGUAAGAGGGAUGGUUUUUCUUCGGUUUGGUUUUCACUCUGGUUUAUUAAUUUUUUUAUUUUUUGGCUGUUUGAAUGAAAUUUUGUGUGGUUCUCCAGAAAAUGAGGAAAAUGAAACAUUAAACUCAUGAUCAUGGGUUUUAUGUUGUUUGAACUUGGUGAUUGAUGGAAAUGUUUGGUUCUACCCUGGCUUGAGAAAACUACCGUUUGUCUGAUUGCUGAGGGUAUGAGGUGGAAUGAAUAUAGGAGAGUUGACCCAAAAAAUAUCAAGAUUUCAUCUUUUUGUCACAACUAAUUGAAUCUCAAUUUCAUUAAUUUUUCUGUCUUUGCUUCAGAACCUAAUGGAUGGACAGAGUUCUGGUUUUUUCUUUGUUUUCUGACUUUGUGUUUCAAUCUUAGAAGUUUCUGGGUUUUGUUUUUGCUAGGUUGCUGUGGCACAUACGAUUGGACAUGUAGCAGCAACGGUGAGUAUGUCAAAGGUUGCAGUUUCAUUCACCCACAUCAUCAAGAGUGGUGAGCCUGCUUUCAGUGUCUUGGUUUCUAGGUUCCUCCUUGGUGAGACCUUUCCCGCUGCUGUUUACCUGUCCCUGAUCCCAAUCAUUGGUGGUUGUGCUCUUGCUGCCGUAACUGAGCUCAACUUCAACAUGACUGGUUUUAUGGGGGCUAUGAUAUCAAACCUAGCAUUUGUCUUCCGCAACAUAUUUUCAAAGAGAGGCAUGAAGGGGAAGUCUGUUAGCGGGAUGAACUACUAUGCUUGUCUCUCCAUGUUGUCCCUCUUAAUUCUCACUCCUUUUGCAAUUGCUGUAGAGGGACCACAGAUGUGGACAGCAGGAUGGGAAAAGGCCAUAUCACAAAUUGGACCACAAUUUAUAUGGUGGGUGGCAGCCCAAAGUGUGUUCUAUCAUCUCUAUAACCAGGUGUCAUACAUGUCUCUUGACGAGAUCUCUCCUUUGACAUUCAGCAUCGGAAACACCAUGAAACGUAUAUCUGUCAUAGUCUCAUCCAUCAUCAUAUUCCACACCCCAGUUAGGCCGAUCAAUGCUUUAGGUGCUGCGAUUGCAAUCCUUGGAACCUUCUUGUAUUCCCAGGCAAAGCAGUAAGGAACCUGGAGUUCAAGAGUUAAUGUUGCUUCAUCAUGUCACAUAGAUUAUGAAAGAGGAAUUGUUAUAGUUCAGUCGAUGUUUUCUUUCUUUCGGGAUCCAUGAUUGCUGGAUUUUGGCAGAUCAACCAGCAGCAUUUCAUGCUGUAGAUAAUGAUAACAAUACUCUUAAACUUCAUAGAGAUUACUACUGGGCUGGAUUUUUUUAUAUGUUUAUUUGGGAAGCUGAGGGGAAAACAAAGUUUUGAUAAGUAAGGGUAAGUGUUGCAACUAGCAAAUCUUGCUCCUUGCAGCAGACAUGCACAACGACAAUGAGGACGAAGUUGUCUAUGUUGUUUAUAAUUAUCACUUUUGGUUCUAUUCUCUAACUUUGAUGACU